AUGCAAGUGCUGUGUUACGGCUCGGACCUCCCUGCCUGCUCCGCGCGGAUAUACAUCCUCUACACUGGCCAGCACUACGACCCGAUUGUGUCUGGAGCCGAAGCCGACGUUGCAGUGGAGCAGGAGCAGAAGAAGCACAAAAAAGGCGACACGAGCUUGGAAGCCAAAGCUCUGGAGCUUGCGCGGCGGCAUGUCGCGGAGGCCGCGAAGAAAGCUAAGCAGCGGCGCGCCAAGAAGAUCAAGUGUGGUGGCUGCGGAGCGCUGCUAAGUGAUGCAGAGGCGUUUGCGACACAUUGCGGCGAAGUCGACCACGAUGACGACUUUGCCUACGAUUGCGAGGAGGUGGAAGUGGUGAUCGAGGAAGGUGAGGAACUUCCCGAGGGAACGGUGGACUUGAAUGCAGACCACGUUUACAGUUUCAGCAACACUGGCAAGGACCCGCUGUGCCAUGCAUAUCCUGCUACUGUGACAGUGGCCGGUGUGAGUUUCCCAAGCCUGGAGCACUACUGGCAGGCGGCUCCCUUCAUUGGCGAGGAAGACGCUUUGGUUCGAAGCAUCGCAGCUGCCGCGACGGUUGAUGAGGCGAUGAUUCUGGCCGGGGGUGCCGGCCCCAAUGCGCAGCGCAGCGACUUCCGCGAGAGGCGACUCGAGUUGCUGGCGGAGGGUCUCAAAGCAAAGGCAGCUCAGUGCCCCGCUUUUGUUCAAGCACUUCAGGCUACAGGCGACAAGACACUGGUCUUUGCGGACACCGAUCCCUGGGCGGGCAUGCAAGCACCAGGCGGUUUGGCAACGGGCCAGAACGCUGUUGGGAAG
Molecule: messenger RNA, 813 nt
Organism: Symbiodinium sp. CCMP2456
Lineage: Eukaryota; Dinophyceae; Suessiales; Symbiodiniaceae
Source: the annotation of a GenBank genome assembly